AAAGGGAGAACGAUUAGUCAAGUGUAUCAAGCGCUUCAUGCACUCAGACGGGCACGCUACUUUCAUUUUCACAUUUCUGGCUGUUGCAAGUGAUGUGGAUCGCAGUGUAACUUUCCAGGUGAGAAGAUAUAUUGAAAACACAGAAAUCCAAAUAUGGAAGGUGGCCAAGUCCAUGACUCAGUGAAGGACUACUACGGAAAGCAACUUAAGACGGUAGAUGAUCUGAAGACCCAGGCCUGUGUUACGGUCGGGAAAUCGGUGACCAAACCAGUCAGAGAAGCAGUGGCUGCUGUACAUGAUGAAGUGGUGUCUAAGUACUAUGGAUGUGGACUUGUGAUACCAGAGAAACUGGAGGGAAUGAAGAUUUUAGAUCUGGGGAGUGGAAGUGGGCGGGACUGUUUUGCUCUCAGUAAGCUGGUUGGUCCAAAUGGUCAUGUGACUGGCAUUGACAUGACAGAUGAGCAGAUAGCUGUUGCUCGCAAAUACAUAGACUACCACAGAGAGAAGUUUGGAUAUAAAGAGGCCAACACAGACUUUGUUCAGGGCUACAUUGAGAAGCUGAGAGAAGCCGGGCUGAAGGAAAACUACUAUGACAUCAUCAUAUCAAACUGUGUGAUUAAUCUCUCACCAGACAAAAGAUCAGUACUUAAGGAGGCUUACAGUGUCUUAAAGGAGGGAGGGGAGUUUUAUUUCAGUGAUAUUUAUGCUGACAGAGAGCUGGAAGAUUCAGUCAGAAAAGAUGAAGUCCUCUGGGGUGAGUGUAUUUCUGGAGCCCUGUACUGGAAGGAACUGUUCACCCUGGCAUCAGAAGUCGGCUUCAGUAGACCGUUUCUUGUGACAGCAGCUCCUGUCCCCAUAGACAGAGAAGACUUCAAAAAGAUCUUAGGCGAUGCUCGUUUUGUGUCUGUGACAUACAGACUUUUUAAACUCCCUCCCAAUGCAAUGGUAGAACCAACUGAAGUCAUUUACAAUGGGGAAAUCCCAGGUUAUGAGGCCGAAUUCAAGUUUGAUCAUCAACACAUAUUUAAGAAAGAUGAAGUUGUCAUGGUAACUGGUGCCGUUGCUGCGUCCCUUAAAUGCUCCCGUUUCUCAGACGAGUUUGAAUAUCAACCAGUCCCGAAAAAAUCCUGUGGCACAGAUAGCAAUGGCAGUGUCUGUAACAAACUGGAUUUUGAGGAUCCAUUUGAAUAUCUGGAAAACUUGGCAAAAAAAGGUCAAAAAGUCGAGGCCUCGUGUUGUGCUGGAUCUACCAAGUGUUGCUGAGAUGUUUUAAAAAACUUUCAAUAGACAUGUAGAAUG
Molecule: messenger RNA, 1299 nt
Organism: Saccostrea cuccullata (small rock oyster)
Lineage: Eukaryota; Metazoa; Mollusca; Bivalvia; Ostreida; Ostreidae
Product: arsenite methyltransferase-like
Exons: 10
Coding region: 154-1263 (369 amino acids)
Biological process (GO): toxin metabolic process; arsonoacetate metabolic process
Cellular component (GO): cytosol
Molecular function (GO): arsenite methyltransferase activity
Source: RefSeq, a predicted model, not a curated record